AUGUAAAUUUAAAUAUUUUUAUGUUAAUAUAUUUAAAAUUUAGAUAAUAAUUGUUAAUAUAUAUUUAUUUUAUUUUAUUAAUAUUUUUUUAAAUAACUGAAUUUUCAUUUUUUUACAAUUUAUUUUAUAUAUAUAUAUAUUUAUUUAUAUAUAAAUACAUUUUAUAUUAAUAAUAAUUAUAUAUAUAUAAAAAUAAAUAAAAUAUUAAUAUUGUUAAUAUAUUUAUUUUAAUUAAUUACUUUUUAAAAAAAAUAAAAUAAAGUAACAAUAAUUUUUUUAUAACAAACUAACAUUAAUAUUUAAUAGCUCUUUACAAAUGUCAAUUAAAGAUUUCUUGAUAUUACAGAAAUUAGGUUUUGCUUACAUUUAUUAAAUUAAAAUAUAUUACUUUAGAAAUAUUUUUAAAUUCCAAUAUUUAUAAACUUAUUAAAAAUUAAAAAAUUAAUUAUAACUAUAGGUGAAGGAGCAUAUAGUAUAGUUUAUAAAGUUAAAAGGUUAAGUGAUUAAGAAGAAUAUGCAUUAAAAAAAGUAAAGCUCUAAAAUCUAAGUGAUAAAGAAAAAGAAAACGCUUUAAAUGAAGUUCGUAUUUUAGCUUCUAUAAGAUCAAAUAAUAUAGUAGGUUAUAAAGAAGCUUUUUUAGACCCUUCAUCAAAUUCAUUAUGUAUAAUAAUGGAAUAUUUAAAUAACGGCGAUUUAUAUUAAAAAAUAUCUGAACAUUAAAAAAAAGGACAAUAUUUUUAAGAAAAUGAAAUAUGGAAUAUAUUAAUAUAAAUGAUAAAAGGCUUAAAAGCACUUCAUGAUUUAAAAAUCUUCCAUAGAGAUUUAAAA
This is a messenger RNA of Ichthyophthirius multifiliis, 828 nucleotides long. RefSeq names its product protein kinase domain protein. Gene Ontology annotation, biological process: protein phosphorylation. Gene Ontology annotation, molecular function: ATP binding; protein kinase activity. The annotation marks the transcript as partial. Lineage: Eukaryota; Ciliophora; Oligohymenophorea; Hymenostomatida. The record is from RefSeq and is a predicted model, not a curated record. The transcript has 3 exons.